AUGUAUCAUGAAGUUGUACCUGAGUUCGAGCAGUUGUACCGGGCAGUUGGCGUCGAGGUAAAUUUUUCGGCAAAAUGCUACCAUAUCGAAACACCUUCAGAGUUUGGCGUCAUUUUGCUGGAGGAGUUGUGUCCAUUUGGUUACACGAAUGCCAAUCACUUAGAAGGACUUAAUUUGGAGCACACGAAGGCGGUGCUUGAGCGUUUGGCGCAAUGGCACGCAGCCUCUGCAGUGCGUGCCGAGACCAAGGGGCUAUACCCUGAACUAUUUCUUAAAGGUAUGUUCAGUGAAUUCACCGAAUCGCAGCAGGGGUCAAUGAAAGCCUACUACGAUACUUUUAAGCCAUCACUUUUCGAGUCCAUAAGAAGCCUAAAUGGUCACGAAGAAUACAUAGAUGACUUGGCGCAAGCGUUUGAUAGCAAAGCCAAAGAAUCUACGCGUGGCUCACAUUAUGAGCCAAGUGAGUUCAACGCUUUGAACCAUGGCGACUGUUGGGUCAACAAUGUCAUGUUUAAGUAUGACAGUCAGGGCAAUAUCGAAGAUACGUUACUCAUUGACUACCAGAUGAUCAAUUAUGGCUCGCCAGCGAAGGACUUGAUUUACUUUUUGCUGUCAUCUACGAUAUGCGAUUUGAAAGUGAAGCAAUUUGACUAUUCCAUUAGAUUUUAUCACGACCAUUUAGUGAAGAACUUACAGCUUUUGGAAUACUCUAAAAACCUGCCGACGUUGAAAGAAAUUCACAUUGCAGUGAUGAAAUACGGCAAUUUAGCACUAAUAACGGCCCUAGGCAUUAUGGCGGUCGCUUUGUUGGAGCCUCGUAGCGAUGCAAUGUUCACAAAUCCCAGAUACCGCAAACAUUUGGAGGUAAUAAUGCCCUGGAUGAGCAAUCGAGGCGUCUUUGAAGUGGGUCGUUAA
Molecule: messenger RNA, 915 nt
Organism: Anastrepha obliqua
Lineage: Eukaryota; Metazoa; Arthropoda; Insecta; Diptera; Tephritidae
Exons: 3
Coding region: 1-915 (304 amino acids)
Source: RefSeq, a predicted model, not a curated record